AUGGCACGGCCGUCGGAGCGGACCUCUACUCGGGCUGUAAAUAAUGUCCAAGGCGCAAUCCAGUCUAUCGAUGAUACCCCGCAUUUGUCCGCAGACUCACGGAACUGGAACAGUACUCAAGCUGUCCAGGAUGCAGAGAGCGCAACGGCCCUGACCACGAGUGUUACACCGGGCCCUACCGUUGAACUGCCGACAGGCCCGGAGAAUGCAGGCUCUGCCGAAGCUCAACCAUCUGGCCCGGUUACUUACUUCCCAGCCGUUGACGGCGAUAUCAGCCGUGCAUCCACUACUCCGGGUCCUAGUAAUGACUCCCCACUCAGAGAGAGUCGGGGAGUCAUUGCCAAGGACCGAAACCUGACUCGUGCUGUCUGUGGAUACAACUCUAAGCCUUGUCUGCUCGAUGAUGCUACUUUUCCAAAUAUUACCCCGGCUUGUGUUAACGGGGAGAUUGGCCUCUUACGUUACUUCCGCUACUACCUGGCUCCCUGGAUCGAUGCCGGUGACCCGGAGUGUACGUUUGCGAUUCAAGUGUUGCUUCUUGCAAAGAGCAAGCGCUCAUUAUUGGCCGCGAUCCUGGCACUUUCCUCAACUCAUUCAUGCCUCCUGCGGGAUCGUAGUGGCAAUGAGAGGAGUGCCGCAUUUCGCCACGAGGCCGAACAGGGCCUCGCCGUAGCGGACGAUCCUGUAGGACGAACCCUCAUAAUGUUGCAGGACUUCUUCUCAUUUCAUCCACGACAAUGGAGGGACUUCUUGCUAUCCCAGAUUCGUACGUUUGACAGUGUGAGGCCGGUAAACUCUCUGCAGAGUGGGCUAAGUGAGCCAUGGUGGUUGCUCAACUUUCGAAUUGAUCUCGCUGCAUCAGUAAUAAGUGCACAGGCACCGUUGAUGCUCAGCCACUCUUGGUUAUUGCCCGGUGGCUACAGGAUCGGCUCAUACCCGCUGCCGCAGCAACAGUCAUCCGCCAAAUUAGUAUACCUACGUGCGCUGCUCCUUCUGGCUCAUUGCCUGUGCGUGCUUUUUGCCCAACCCGGCACAUUAUCUCCGCUUCCAGAAGGUGGAGGACAACUAGCCGCUCGCUCCUCCUCCAAGACUGAUUUUACUUCGCUAUGGGCAUCCCUCUGGACUGAUUGCCAAGAGUGGUACCACGACCGGCAAGUGGAGAUGCAGGCGAUUGUGGACAUCCGAGGCGCAGAUGCCGAUCAAAUCAACCCCGGGAGCUACUCCUCUUUUCCCAUUCUUAUCUACACCACCCCUCUUGCUCUCUUAGCUAACGCUAUAUACCAUAUUACUUCCUUUCUGCUGCUUACACACAGACCCAGGCUACUGAAGACAAUAGCUGGUCCCCGAUAUUUUACAUCGCGGAUCUGGCAUGCCCAGGCCAUUAUAGGAAUCGCUACGAGCAAUGAAUUUGGAGAGCAGUGGGAUACGAUUCUGAUCGCCGGUCUGCUCACAGUAGCGCGAGAUAUGACCCACGCGUCACAGCAAUCUAUUUUGCUCAACUUGCUGGGAAAGAUAGCCAUGGAGACUGGAAUCAACCUGGAUCACGAGAUUGAUGUGCUUCGAUCCGGAUGGGACAUUUCACAGUACGAUGAAGAGACAAUUGGCUAA
This is a messenger RNA of Aspergillus tanneri, 1608 nucleotides long. RefSeq lists its product as uncharacterized. The transcript has 3 exons. Gene Ontology annotation, cellular component: nucleus. Gene Ontology annotation, molecular function: transcription cis-regulatory region binding; DNA-binding transcription factor activity. Lineage: Eukaryota; Fungi; Ascomycota; Eurotiomycetes; Eurotiales; Aspergillaceae. Bases 1 to 1608 code for a protein of 535 amino acids. Gene Ontology annotation, biological process: positive regulation of transcription by RNA polymerase II. The record is from RefSeq and is a predicted model, not a curated record.